Molecule: messenger RNA, 660 nt
Organism: Aspergillus terreus NIH2624
Lineage: Eukaryota; Fungi; Ascomycota; Eurotiomycetes; Eurotiales; Aspergillaceae
Product: proliferating cell nuclear antigen
Exons: 3
Coding region: 1-660 (219 amino acids)
Biological process (GO): regulation of DNA replication; mismatch repair; leading strand elongation
Cellular component (GO): PCNA complex
Molecular function (GO): DNA polymerase processivity factor activity; DNA binding
Source: RefSeq, a predicted model, not a curated record
AUGGACAACUCCCAUGUUGCCCUGGUGUCCAUGCUUCUGAAGGCGGAGGGCUUCUCUCCUUACCGCUGCGACCGCAACAUUGCCCUGGGCAUCAACCUGACCUCUCUGACCAAGGUCCUGCGCGCCGCCCAAAAUGAAGACAUUCUCACGCUGAAGGCGGAGGACUCGCCCGAUGCUGUCAACCUGAUGUUCGAGAGCGCUGAGACCGACCGUCUCAGCGAGUACGAUAUCAAGCUGAUGGACAUUGACCAAGAACACCUGGCCAUUCCGGAGACGGAGUAUGCCGCGACGAUCGAGAUGCCGGCUGCAGAGUUCCAGCGCAUCUGCAGGGAUCUCAACGCCCUUUCCGAGUCGGUCGUCAUUGAGGCCACGAAGGAGGGUGUCAAGUUCUCCUGCCAGGGCGACAUUGGCAGUGGAUCCGUCACCAUCCGUCAACACACCAGCGUCGACAAGCCCGAGCAGAACGUCUCCAUCGACCUCUCCGAACCCGUUGCCCUUACCUUCUCCCUCAAGUACCUCGUCAACUUCUGCAAGGCCACCAACCUCUCCUCCAAAGUCACCCUCUCUCUGUCUCAGGAGGUGCCUCUGCUGGUGGAAUACGGUCUGGGCAGCGGUCACCUGCGGUUCUACCUCGCUCCUAAGAUCGGCGACGAGGAAUAA